AUUGCCGUGAUUUCCCUUUUUUUUCAGUGUUCUUUCAUUCUCUACGGUUGUUGAAACUGUAGGGUCUAAAUCUCGCGACCUUAUCAGUAAGUAGCACUCCAUCUCCCUCUUUCUCCGGUGAGACAAAGCUGAAGUCAAAAUUGUGGUUACAGAGAUGGGAACCAUAGACUUUGGUGGUGCUGCUUCUUUAGGUGAAGCUUCGAUUGCUGAUCUCAGCGGUCAGGUUCACCAGGUCCCUUGCUGCAUUAGAUUCGACGGUCCUGCUCAAGUUUCCAACUAUUUCAAGCCUAAGUCCAGUGAGGUUGAAGUUGAUGGAGUGAGAACGGAAGAAGCUUAUUUCAGAGGGAGGAAGUUGCAGGGAGCAACUAUCUCAAUGCCUAGUGGCUACUCUGGCUUUGUGCUUGGUCAAGCGAGUAAUAAGAACGCCAAUGGAAAGAGAAAGGCUUGUAGUGACGAAGAGGAGAAUCCGUGUUGGGAAGUGAAGGCCAAGUUCGAUAAGAUGACGUACUGGAAUCAUGAUACUCUUCCUUCAAAAGACGACACUAUCUUGCGGUCUUUCCAUUGGUUCAGCAUUGCAGAAGCGCUGCACAAGCCAGUUACAGCGGAAGACUUGGUUGCAGUAACAGAUAAUGCAAAGGUAUAAAACAUCUCAGGUGUCAUUUAACAGAUUUGGUUAGGCAAUCUAAGUAUAGAUCUUGACAUUAUAUUACCAAAGCUUGUUGGGUUUAUCAAACUUAUCCGAGCAUGGAGGAUCAUGUAUUAUUAUUAUUUCUGUAAACAUCCUUUUUAAAGAGACUAAAAACGAUCAUGUUUUGCUAGAGAAUCACUCA
Brassica napus (rape) is the source of this 830-nucleotide messenger RNA. Its product is annotated as ribonuclease H2 subunit C. NCBI's taxonomy places the organism in Eukaryota, Viridiplantae, Streptophyta, Magnoliopsida, Brassicales, Brassicaceae. Gene Ontology annotation, cellular component: ribonuclease H2 complex. The transcript has 5 exons. Gene Ontology annotation, biological process: RNA catabolic process. The record is from RefSeq and is a predicted model, not a curated record. Bases 155 to 643 code for a protein of 162 amino acids.